GGGACCCGAGGCACGCAGGGGUGGGACGGAGCGCUGAGCCACCGGAGGAGGUGGGACAGGGAACCUAGGAGGCAGGGGGACUGAGAUGGGGACACCCCAGGGUAGGGGUGUCAGGUGGGGCAGUGAAGGGCGAAAGCAGCGGCUGGAGGAGGGGGUCGGGGAGCAAGGGUGCAGAACUGAGGGGCUGUGGGCUGGCGGGGGUGUGGCAGAGCAGAAGGCCAGCUGGGGAUCUAGGACGCUGAGGGUCUAGGGCACCUCCAUUUGUCCCAGGUCUCCCUUCUCCCCUCUGUGCUGCCCAGACCCCCGCCCAGCAGCACCUGCACCUGUGCCGGGUGCCCAGGUGCCGCUUGCACAUGGCCUGUCCUCACCCUGUGGCUCUUUCCCAAGUGUUGAGUGAAAGCAAGGGCUUGAACUGCAGCCUUUGGCCUGGAAGGAACUCCAUGUAGGGAGGGGAUGGCUCCUUACCCUCUUUGUACAACCGAGAAGCAGCACCUGAUUGUAGAAACUGCGAUGCAGCACCUACCACAGUGGUGAUGGUGAUGGACUCAAGUCUUCAACCCAGCCAGCCACACACUUGUCCUCAUGGCAGCUCCCUGAGGCAGCUUCUGUGCACUGAGUGAAGACCAACAGGAACCCUGGCAACUGGCCCCCCGGGAUGGUCUGCGCAUGGCCUCUGGAGCCACACAGCAGAGCAACCAGAUGGCCGAGGAGACCCCAGGCUUCCUGGAGGCACUCCUCCGUGACUUCCCAACCCCGCUCAGCUCAGAGAGCCCUCUGCCAUGGAAGGCCCCAGGGACCACACUGGGCGAGGAGGAGGUAGAAGGCGAGCUGGCUGAGCUGGCAAUGGACUUUCUGGGCAGCAGGCAUGCUCCACUGUCACUUGCUUCAUCUCUGGCCCACCAGGCAGUGUCCCAGCUGUUGCAGACAGAUCUUUCCGAGUUCAAGAAGCUGUCCAGGCAGGAGGAAGAGGACGAUGAGGAACAGAAAGCCCCCGUGACUUUGCUGGAUGCCAGAGGUCUGGCGAGGAGAUUCUUUAACCAGCUCUGGGAAGUCUGUAGUGCAUGGCAGAAGCAGUUGCCGUUAAGUGCCCGGGGUCCACAGCGCCAGUGGCUGGUUUCCAUCCAUGCCAUCCGGAACACUCGCCGCAAGAUGGAAGAUCGGCACGUGUGCCUCCCCACCUUCAACCAGCUCUUUGGCCUGUCUGAUCCCAUGGACCGCGCCUACUUUGCUGUGUUUGAUGGUCAUGGAGGGGUGGAUGCUGCCAGGUAUGCAGCUGUGCACCUGCACACAAACACUGCCCGCCAGCCAGAGCUGCCCUCAGACCCAGCGACGGCCCUCAGAGAGGCUUUCCGACGUACCGAUGAGAUGUUUCUCAGGAAAGCAAAACGAGAGCGUCUGCAGAGUGGCACCACAGGUGUGUGUGCACUUAUCGUGGGGAAGACCCUGCAUGUUGCCUGGCUGGGGGACUCCCAGGCUAUCCUGGUGCAGCAAGGACAGGUGGUGAAGCUGAUGGAGCCACACAGACCCGAGCGACAGGAUGAGAAGGAGCGCAUCGAGGCGCUGGGUGGCUUUGUGUCUCACAUGGACUGCUGGCGAGUCAACGGGACCCUGGCUGUCUCCAGAGCCAUUGGGGACCUUUUCCAAAAGCCCUAUGUGUCUGGGGAAGCGGAUGCGGCCUCCCGAGAGCUGUCAGACUCUGAGGACUACCUGCUACUAGCCUGCGAUGGUUUCUUUGAUGUCAUCCCCCACCAUGAGGUCCCCGGCCUUGUCCAGAGUCACCUGGUCGGACAGCAAGGGAACGGGCUGCACAUCGCCGAGGAGCUGGUGGCUGCAGCUCGGGAGCGAGGCUCCCACGACAAUAUCACUGUCAUGGUGGUGUUCCUCAGGGACCCCCGAGAGCUGCUGGAGGGCAAAACCCAGGGCACCGGGGACUCCCAGACAGAUAGAGGAAACCAGGACUUGCCCUCUGGCCCCUUGGAGCCAGAGACCAGCAGUCCCCAGAGAAGUUAGGAAGUUCAGCUUCCCACUACCCCCAUCCUAAUCCCCUUCCCCCUCAGAUGCCUUAGGACCCAGCUGGUAGCAGUGGGCAGGCAAGCGCCACCUGUAGAACCCUUUCCCUUGACUCUUGAGCUGCUUGCAUUGGCCCAUCCUGAUGGUUCUGGAACUGCAUGGGGCAGUGGCUUCUGUGCCCUGCACUCCACAGGCAGGGGGACUAGUCAUGUUUGCUCAAGGGAAACCUAGGGGAAAGACUACACCUAAGAGUAGAGGUCUUAGAGUCCAGCCCCCUCUUCUCCUCACCCAGCAGGGGUGGAAGUAGAUGCUAUCGGUGCCAGCCCAAGCCAGACCAAAGACACCAGACAUCACGGUUGGGAUGCAGUGCCUGGGACAGUCUCAAGUGUCUCCUCAUGGCCGUAGCUGGGAAGUCUUAUACCCACAGUGACAAGUGUCCCUGCUGAGUCCUGGCUGGCUAAGCAGUGUCCCCAGCUAGGAAGGAGCAUCAGGAAUCUGACCUUAGAGCUGCCUACCAGCUUCAUGGCAGCUGUGAUGUGCGUGGGCCCUGCUUCCCUGUCCCCCUCUCCCCUCGCCCACUGUGCCCCACCCAGGAGUGGGAAGAUCAGAAUGACACCAUGUGUGUCUUUUGGUCCAUCCCCACCUGGAAAGUCUCACUCAGAAGCAGUAUUUCAGAUUUUGUCUGUUUUGUCAGUGCCAAGAUGACCCUGUGUGUCAUGUAACUUAAGCAGAGCUUAGCAUUUAUUUUAUUCCUUUCAGAAAGUUAAGUAUUUUUUUAGGGGGAACUUUUUCUUUUGCAGUAUUACUGACUUUUUUUUUUUCUAAAUCAGGAUUGAACUGAAUCUCUUCCAGAUAGUGUUAAUAAGCCACUCAAGUGCCUUAGCAGCUCUGAGUGGGACUGUGUCGGCCAAGCUCAUGACAGGGCCUAAGAGACCUGUUGAAGUUUUCACAGAAGCAGACUUUAUUCUGUUGCAGUGGCACACUUUUGAUGAGGAAUAUUCCUGGAAGAGUUCUUCCUGCCUCUUAGUGAUGUACCACUGACAGUCAGCAAAGCAGCCCCAGACUGUUCAGUGGGUCUGGGUUGAACACCCAGGGAUCCUUCCUGCCUCCCUCCCCUCCCACCCCUCUCCAGCCCAGCCCUACCAUUCCUUUCUUGGGCUGGACCCCAGGCUGAGGCUUCUAGCUCUCUGAGACAGGUCCUUGCAGUGUGACUGGAAUAUUUCAGGUUGUGAGUGAGUGGGUAGUUGAAUUGGUAUUGCAAAGAGGUGAGCCCCAAGGGAUCUUAUGAAUCUGUCCCACCCACCCAUGCUGCAGCCCCUUUGGGGCUGAUAACCUCCCCCUGCCCACUGCCCAUUCCUUUAUGAGAGUGUCCCAUGUGCCCUGGUGAACCCUCAAAAGGUAAAUCUCAGAAGUCUCAAGACUUGGGUGACUCAGGGAGUUCAUGUCACAUAGGAGAGACAUGACAUUUGAGCCGGGUUCAAUGUGGUAGGGCUGGCUCCAGCCAGAGGUCAGGCCCCCAGGGAGUCUGGGGCCAGAUCCCAAAACCAGAAGCAGCAUUCAGAGCCCGCCUGAUCCCAGUGGCCAGUUCAUUUCCCAGGGAAGGGGCUGUUCAUUAGGAAGGACAGGAGCCAGCCCUAGAGGGAUACCUUCUGUCAGCUCAAUAUUUGCCCCCCACACACACCCCUCCCAGGGCUAAAGAUGCUGUGACUUUUGUGGCCCAUGCCUCUCCCAAGGGCUCAGACUAACUAGUAUCUUAAACAUGGCCUCGAACUUCCAGAAACCAUGCUCAGCUUACUUUGAAGGCCUCGCUGCCACGGGUGGUGGGAAUAUAGCCACACUGUUCACUCAUAGUCUGCCGCCCAUGGGUAACCUUGGCAAAGGGAGGGAGCUCUGAGUUUUUAUUUUGGGUUUUUUUGUUUUUGUUUUUGUUUGUUUUUUAAUCUUUUUUUCUAAUUUGCUAAUCACAUUCCAUUGACUGCCUCCCAUCAUGAAGCUUAUUUGUAGCAGUCUAGAGAGCACCCUUGGUGUCUGACCUAUUCCCUGAACAAGCCCACCAGGACGUCCCUAGGCUGACUCCAGCUCUGCACAGCACCACCACCCUCCCUGGUAGAGGCCUGUCUGUCAGGUGUGGGCCCUGGGAGCUGCUGGUCCCUGCCUCAGGCCCAAGAGAGCCCUUGUCCUCUGCUAAAGAGUUGCUUAGCUUUUGCUAGCACCCAGACACAAAAGAGGGCUCCCACCUUGACUAUGACUAGACAAAACCACCUUGAUUCCGGGGCCACUUCCUGUCAAGCCACAGUCCCAACAGGGCCCCAAUGGUGGACACUUGAAACGUCCCUCCCUUUUUCAAGUCCCAUUUCUGCCACUGACUCUCUGAAUAAGCUAAGCAAGCCCAAGAAUCUCUCUGAACCUCAGUCGCCACUCCCCACCCCCACCCCCAUAUCAUGUGGAAGUUACAAAAUUUUUGCAGCAGCUCCUGGGAUUCUGGAGGUGCAGGGGCUCCUGGGGGAAGCUGGCUGCAUUCUGGGGAGAUGGUGCCAAUGCUGAGGCCCCUCCCUCACUGCCAACAGGGAGGAGUGAUUAAGUAUUAUUAGUGUCUAUUCUUAAAAUUAAGUGGGUUGGAAAAGAACUGCACUACAGAUGCCAGCGCCUUAUAUGUACUGCAAAAUCUGGAGAAGCAAGCCCAGCUUCACAGGUGCAGCGCAGGUAUGGGCUAGGAGCAUGGGCACAGGCACAGCUGACCUCUUCAGGGUGGCUUCAUCAUUGCUGCCAGCAGGCCAGGAGUCUCAGCGGCAGAAGCAUGGCCUGUCUGACCCAGCCCAGCCUCAGCACCCAGGACUAGGAAAUGGGUGUGUCUGAGGGGGGAGACUGACAGGGUGAGCCCCAUCAGAGAAGUACAGGUGCUCUAAGGAUUUGGGAAGGCCAUACCCUCCAAUACACAUGCCAGCACCCCAUCCCUACCUUUGUGGGCAGCUGGCUACCUUAGCAGUAUUCCCAGGCUGGGGUAGGGGGGCACAGUGUGGGUCACUCAGGCGUGCCCCACCCCAAGUCCAAUGGAAACCAAGUAAGCCAGAUCCCAAAAGGGGGCAGCUCCAGCCUUGCCAAAUGACCAAGCUUUGGCUUUCAUGUGCCCAUCGGCCUCGCCAAGGAUUUCUCUGCAUGACUCAGUGGAGCUCCUGGGACUUGGGUUCUGUGUUGGCAGCAGUCUUGUCCCAAGACAGGGCGUCCUGGCUAUAUUGUCCCUCUGUCUUGGGACAGGUCCUACACUUGGGAGGGCGACCAGGUGAGUGGCCUCCCAGGGACCAUUGUGCUCAAGUGUCAAAUAAACCACAUGUUCUCAUAAUAAACCCUCUUGCCAGGUCCUGAA
This is a messenger RNA of Erinaceus europaeus (western European hedgehog), 5374 nucleotides long. RefSeq names its product protein phosphatase, Mg2+/Mn2+ dependent 1F (gene PPM1F). The transcript is spliced from 8 exons. Gene Ontology annotation, biological process: protein dephosphorylation; negative regulation of protein kinase activity. The coding region runs from base 667 to 2010 and encodes 447 amino acids. NCBI's taxonomy places the organism in Eukaryota, Metazoa, Chordata, Mammalia, Eulipotyphla, Erinaceidae. Gene Ontology annotation, cellular component: cytosol. Gene Ontology annotation, molecular function: protein serine/threonine phosphatase activity; cation binding. The record is from RefSeq and is a predicted model, not a curated record.